AUGAUGUCCUGUGGUCGCCGACUCGUGACCUUUGCGUCCGCCCGCCCGCGCUUCGCUAUCCGCGCCUACUCCUCGACCGUCCCUCGUCUGAACGAGAACCCCAUCCCAGCCAACGACCCGACCCCGCGGAAGCCCUCGCCCAAUGUCUCCGCUACCAAUGCCGAGCCUACUCAAUCCUUCGGUCCUCCAGCUGGUACUCUGCAGGAGUCCCCCGAGGUCGGCGAGCGGAUUCGCAGCAUGCAGGCUCCCAACCGUGCCACCACCUGGGCCUCCAACCAGCAGCCGCGCGAGAAGGCCAUGGUUGGCCCUCGCUUUGAGCAGACCAUCAUGGAAGCCCAGCCGCAACCAUAUGCCGCUAUCGAGCUUAUUCACAGACAGCCCGUCCGUUGGACAAAGUCCAGAGUCGUCAGCUGUGACGGUGGCGGUGGCCCCCUCGGCCACCCCAAGGUCUUCAUCAACACCGACAAGGCCGAGAUCGUUCCUUGCGGAUACUGCGGUGUUCCUUUCGCCCAUGAGCACCACCGCGCUUACCUGAAGUCCCUGCCCGCCACCAGCUACCCCCUCGAGCCCACUGGUGACGCCGCCGAGGUCAACGAGUCCCAGCGUGUGACCGAAGGUGGUCUGGAGCAGCGAUAA
Molecule: messenger RNA, 636 nt
Organism: Penicillium soppii
Lineage: Eukaryota; Fungi; Ascomycota; Eurotiomycetes; Eurotiales; Aspergillaceae
Product: zinc-finger domain-containing protein
Exons: 3
Coding region: 1-636 (211 amino acids)
Biological process (GO): mitochondrial electron transport, NADH to ubiquinone
Source: RefSeq, a predicted model, not a curated record